Molecule: messenger RNA, 769 nt
Organism: Ambispora leptoticha
Lineage: Eukaryota; Fungi; Glomeromycota; Glomeromycetes; Archaeosporales; Ambisporaceae
Source: the annotation of a GenBank genome assembly
AUGGAGACAGAAGAGAACGAAGAAACUUUUUUCUCAAAUUUACUUCUUUAUUUCCAAGAAAUAAAAAAUUCAUCAUUAGAUGAAGACAAACUCGAAAAAAAACUUGUUGAUUGGCUGAAAUUGCAUAACAAAGACGUCAUAGACGUCGUAAAACCACUUUCCGCGAAAAAGAGGUUGUCCCCACAAUACUACACUUUAUCUGCAUAUCUUGACGAAAUCUCAUACAAGAGUAAAGUUAUACGAGGCAAACGAGAUUUGACAAAAAUUCUCGCCUUUUACAAACAUGGUGCAAAACAUAAUGACGCAUUUGCACAAUUUCGAAUCGGAAAAUUCUAUUAUGAACGAAACAUGAAACCGCUACUUGUGGAUUACUGGUUGUCGAAAGCAUCCAAGAAUGGUAACGUUCAAGCGCAAUAUUUACUCGGUAUGCGCUUAUUUAAAACGAAUCUAGCAUCAUCAAAACCCAACGAUCGGGAUAAAAAGAUGAUGAUUUAUUGGUUGAAGAAAGCUGCAGAUGCUGGAUAUCAUGCCGCACAAAAUAAACUCGGACGUCUUUGUCAUUCUUCAGAAUUGGAUUUUUGUGGGAAUUUGACGAAUGCUUUUUGUUGGCAUUAUCGUGCCGCCAAAGGUGGAUUUAUUAAUUCGCAGGUGUGCGUUGCGAACUUCUUUCGGCAUGGAAUUGGGAUCGAGAGAGAUUUUCAUGAAGCGAUUAAAUGGUAUAUAGCUGCAAACCGUUCUUCUCCUGUAUUAGCUAGAUAUUAUAUGGAAU